AUGCAUGGCGGGUCCACUCCGACCUCAACUUUUAGACCGUUGAACGGACUCCUUUCCUCGAAACAGCUCGUCAUGUUCCUCGCUCUCGUGUCCACCUUCGGCCUCUUAUGUCCACUGUAUCUUAUCUACAAACCCCCUGCCGCAUUAAUACGCUUCUUUCAACGUCGCUGGCCCGACGUUUUGUUCCGUCACGUAACUGCCGAGAGAGUUGUCGCGUUGACCAUCGACGACGCCCCAUCCACGCACACGCGCGCCAUUCUCGACCUUUUAGUAUCAAAUGAUGCGAUUGCCACUUUUUUCUUGAUUGGGUCUCAGGUUUUUGGCUAUGAGGAUGUCCUCGCUGAGCUGGUGCGCGCUGGCAAUGAACUAGCCAACCACGCGAUGUACGAUGAGCCAUCGCACGAGCUAAGCGACGCGACCCUUGCGGAGCAGAUUCAUCAAGUACACGCCUUGAUUCAAGAUGCGUAUGGUGCAGCAGGACGGGUUGGACCAGAUACUUGGUUUUUCCGGCCAGGCUCGGGUUUCUUCAGCUCGCGAAUGCGACGCCUGGUCUCGCAGCUGGGGUAUCGACUCGUGCUCGGGGACGUGUAUCCCCACGAUCCACAGGUGCCGUUUGCAAGCUUGAAUGCGAGACAUAUUCUGAGCAUGGUGAAGCCGGGCAGUAUCAUCAUUUGCCACGACCGCAGAGAAUGGACCCUGCCGAUGUUACGAGAGGUGUUGCCGGAGCUCAAGCGCCGCGGAUAUCGCGUUGUCACGGUAUCAGGGCUUCUCAAGACACACUGA
This is a messenger RNA of Penicillium cinerascens, 783 nucleotides long. Its product is annotated as chitin deacetylase CDA4. Gene Ontology annotation, molecular function: hydrolase activity, acting on carbon-nitrogen (but not peptide) bonds. The transcript has a single exon. The coding region runs from base 1 to 783 and encodes 260 amino acids. Lineage: Eukaryota; Fungi; Ascomycota; Eurotiomycetes; Eurotiales; Aspergillaceae. The record is from RefSeq and is a predicted model, not a curated record. Gene Ontology annotation, biological process: carbohydrate metabolic process. Gene Ontology annotation, cellular component: membrane.